GGGGGGAGCUCGCCGCGCUUCCGGGGUGCGGGUCACGCAGCGCGCGGCACCGUGACGUCAGCGCGCCCUUGCGUCACGGCGCCCUGCCGGAGGCGGCGGCCGCUGGCCCGCGGGAGGGGGAGCGCGUCCCCCCGCGCCCGUUUGCUCCUCUCCCUGCUCCGCGGCGAUGGCUUCCAGCGGGGAAGAGCUGAGCAGCAGCUCCCCGGACUGGGCGGACAGCGGCACGGACCUGUCCUGCCCGGAGCUCGCCGGAGCCAGCGCCUCUCUGCUCGACAGCGGGGAGGAUUUUGAGGUCCUGGAAGAUGACGACGACGACCUGAGCGAGCUGCCGCCGCUGGAGGACGUGGGCCGGGCGAGGACCCCGGCGAAGGAGGAUGCCCGGCCUUCGGAGCAGGCCCCGGGGGAAGCAGCGGAGGACCCGCAGGAAUGGCUCGAUGUCCUGGGGAGCGGCUUGCUCAAGAAGAAGACCCUGGUGCCGGGCCGGGGGGCGGAGAGCCGGCCGCGCAAGGGCCAGGACGUCACCGUCCGCCUCAAGGCCAUGCUGGAGGACGGCAGCGUGGUGGAGGAGAGCCCCGGCCUCACCUUCACGCUGGGAGACUGCGACGUCUUGCAGGCUCUGGACCUGUGCGUGCAGCUUCUGGAAAUGGGAGAAACGGCCUUGAUCGUGUCGGAUGCCAAGUACUGCUACGGCUCCCAGGGCAGGAGCCCCGACGUGCCGCCCAACGCGGCCCUCACUCUGGAGGUGGAGCUGCUGGAGGCCCGGGACGCGCCGGACCUGGAGCUGCUCGACGGGAAGGAGAAGAUAGGACUGGCCAACCGCAAGCGAGAGCGCGGCAACUUCUACUACCAGCAGGCCGAUUACGUGCUGGCCAUCAACUCCUACGACAUCGCCCUCAAGGUCAUCGGCUCCAGCUCGAAAGUGGACUUCAGCCCCGAGGAGGAGGCCGAGCUGCUAGACGUGAAGGUGAAAUGUCUCAACAACCUGGCGGCCUCCCAGCUCAAACUGGACCAUUACGAGGCCGCCCUGAAGUCCUGUAACCUCGUCUUGGAGCACCAGCCGGGGAACAUCAAGGCCCUCUUCCGAAAGGGCAAGGUCCUGGCCCAGCAGGGAGAAUACAGAGAGGCCAUCCCCAUCUUGAAGGCGGCUUUGAAGCUGGAGCCUUCGAACAAGACCAUCCACGCCGAGCUCUCCAAGCUGGUGAAGAAGCACGCGGACCAGAAGAGCGUGGAAACGGAGAUGUACAGGAAGAUGCUGGGGAAUCCCAGCGCCAGCGGGGCCCCGGCGAAGUGCAAAGACAAGCUGCCCUGGUCCAUCCCCUGGAAAUGGCUCUUCGGCGCGACAGCCAUCGCGCUCGGCGGCGUGGCCUUGUCCGUGGUCAUCGCAGCGAGGAAUUAACGGCACUGGCAGAGCGACGCCGCCGGGACCCGCGCCGGGAUGGUGCCUCCCUCCAGCUGGGGACGAGCCGGGGCUUCCCGGUGCCCGGCGGCUCCGCCAACCUCUCCCCCUGCGGACUGGCAAUUGCCGAAAUAAGGAUGUGCUCUCGGCCGGAGGCGCCGGACCCCCCUCCCGACGGAGACCCCUGAACCUGCCCCGGGCGCGUUGGGAGCGUCUGCGCUGGGAUACGCGGCCGGGAGCGGUGGCGGGAAGGACGCCCCGCCGCCCGCUCCCCUCCUCGCCACAGCCCCGGCCUCCGCCGCGUCCAAGGAAGCCAAAGAAACCCUGGGCGCCGGGGACGCGGCCCCUCGCGCCAUGUCCUGCCUGGGGGCUCCCUCCGGCCCGGGGCCGCCUCCCCCCCACCCGGGUCCUCUGUGCCGGUGCGCGCCGGGGCCCGCAGCCGCCAUGAGGCACGCGCCGCCCUCCCGCCCCGAUCCCACUGUGAAAUUCCCAAUAAAGGACGAUUCCUUCA
Dromaius novaehollandiae (emu) is the source of this 1907-nucleotide messenger RNA. It is a transcript of the gene FKBP8, whose product is annotated as FKBP prolyl isomerase 8. Gene Ontology annotation, molecular function: peptidyl-prolyl cis-trans isomerase activity; protein folding chaperone; protein binding. The transcript has 9 exons. The record is from RefSeq and is a predicted model, not a curated record. Lineage: Eukaryota; Metazoa; Chordata; Aves; Casuariiformes; Dromaiidae. Gene Ontology annotation, biological process: negative regulation of apoptotic process; protein folding. The coding region runs from base 167 to 1396 and encodes 409 amino acids. Gene Ontology annotation, cellular component: endomembrane system; cytosol; membrane.